Coccomyxa subellipsoidea C-169 is the source of this 1131-nucleotide messenger RNA. RefSeq names its product kinesin family member 3b in complex with Adp. The transcript is spliced from 6 exons. The coding region runs from base 1 to 1131 and encodes 376 amino acids. Gene Ontology annotation, molecular function: ATP binding; microtubule binding; microtubule motor activity. The record is from RefSeq and is a predicted model, not a curated record. NCBI's taxonomy places the organism in Eukaryota, Viridiplantae, Chlorophyta, Trebouxiophyceae, Coccomyxaceae. Gene Ontology annotation, biological process: microtubule-based movement.
AUGAGCAAGUCGAACCAACAAUCUUCUAGAGGAGAAUGUGUAAAAGUGGUAGUACGGUGUCGUCCUCAGAAUAGAGCCGAAACAGCCGCAAGCUUGCGGUCCAUCGUGUCUGUCGUAACAAGUCUAAAGCAGAUCGAUGUUGAGGACCCGAGGAUACCAAGCGGGGCCGACAGGAAGACCUUCUCAUUCGAUUCAGUUUAUGACGUGGAGAGCAGUCAACAUCAGGUCUACCAUGGCAGCGUCAGCGACGUGGUGGCAAGCGUCCUGCACGGAUACAAUGGGACUAUAUUUGCCUAUGGACAGACUGGCACAGGGAAAACAUACACGAUGGAGGGGGGUGUUGAUGAGGCUUCCAAGGGCAUCAUACCCCAGUCCUUUGCCCAAAUAUACACACACAUUGAGGAGCAAAGUCACGAAGUACAAUUUUUGGUCCGAGUUUCUUUCCUCGAGGUAUACAACGAGGAGGUGAGGGACCUGCUGUCAAAGGAUUCAAAGAGGGCUUUGGAAGUCAGAGAGCACCGCAGCACUGGAGUGUACAUAAAGGGACUGACCGCCAUCAUUGUGAAGUCUGCAAAGGAACUUGAGAAAGUCCUUGAGGUCGGGAAGAAGAAUAGGUCUAUUGGUGCAACACUGAUGAACCAGGACUCGUCGCGCUCCCACUCCAUCUUCACCAUCACAGUUGAGAUGCUGGAAGGUGUCACAAAAGAGAGCAGCGGACACACGAGGGUUGGAAAACUGAACCUGGUGGACCUGGCGGGCAGUGAGCGGCAGAGCAGAACGCAGGCAUCUGGGGAGCGCCUCAAAGAGGCGACCAGGAUCAACAUGGCACUUAGCGCGCUCGGCAACGUCAUCAGUGCUCUGGUUGACAACCGCACUGGGCAUAUACCGUACAGGGACAGCAAGCUGACGCGGCUGCUGCAAGAUUCUCUGGGAGGUAACACGAAGACUGUGAUGAUAGCCAACAUAGGCCCGGCAGAGACCGACUAUGAGGAGACCAUGAGCACGCUGCGCUAUGCCAAUCGCGCCAAGAACAUCCGCAACCUUCCGCGCAUCAAUGAGGACCCCAAGGCACGAGUCCCACAAUCAAACAUCCGCAACAAUGCUGCUUUCUGCUCUCGUGUCUCAGGAUGA